AUGGCUGAUGUAUAUGACGGCAGCGACAGGAUGAACGACGUUGAUGAGUCGUCGGGGACAAAGGGCACUUCGUCCGAGGAGUCUCAUGAGGGUGAGAUUGGUACCGAUGCGUGCGAGUACCCCUCCAUACGAUUCUUCCGAUCGGAGAAGGUCCGCGACCAAGGCGGUUUCGUGUCGCCGCGAAAUCAGUACAACGCCCACACGGCGUACCUGGACCUGUCCCAGGUGUACGGCAACGAGGAAAUUAGGGACAAAGUGCUGAGGAAGUACGAGGAUGGGAAGAUGCUCGUGUCGGAUGGGGACUACCUG
Molecule: messenger RNA, 309 nt
Organism: Ostreobium quekettii
Lineage: Eukaryota; Viridiplantae; Chlorophyta; Ulvophyceae; Bryopsidales; Ostreobiaceae
Source: the annotation of a GenBank genome assembly